AUGCCCCGGUUCUUCUGUGAUUACUGUCACUCGUACCUUACGCAUGACACGCCAAGUGUGCGAAAAAGCCAUCUUCUAGGCAAAAACCACCUUCGCUUGGCCGGUGACUACUACUGCAAUAAGGCUCGACAGGAUCAACGUCCGUUUCUGCCGAGAACACGCAAACCUGGGAGAGAUCGUCGACGCGAGGGGAAACCGCAGCUAGCAGCGGUCCAGAAAACGGGCCCACAGCGAAAAUUUGCGCUCCACUGCGACACCAAUCGCCAAAAACGGCUGUCUCGCCAAUCCAGUGCAAUCAGGGCCCAGGAAGUGGCAGCGAAGUGCCAGGUUUUGGAAAAGCUGUAUGCGAAGUCGCCCGGUUACGCCAAGGUAUUCCGGCCCGAGUGCCGUCUCGACACGGGCCAAUCGGUGCGAUUGGACAGAGCACCACAGAGGGCCAACCGGCGACCGUUUGGUGGCAGCAAUGCCAGUGGUAGUGCCGCUGCUGAUGGUGGUGGGAGUGCCUCUAACAUUGCUUCUGCACAUGUGACACGCACCGUCAAGUUUUCGCCAGACUAUGCGUCCACACGGACCUUGGCGUUGCUGCCACCGCCGCCUUCGCUGUCACAAUGGCCAUCGUGCCCCCCACUGCUGCUGGCAAGCGACCGGGCUGCUGCUACAACGCUGCGAGACGUGACUCGGAAGCUUGAGCGGCGUUAG
Messenger RNA from Lachancea meyersii CBS 8951, 699 nucleotides. The record is from the annotation of a GenBank genome assembly. NCBI's taxonomy places the organism in Eukaryota, Fungi, Ascomycota, Saccharomycetes, Saccharomycetales, Saccharomycetaceae.